Messenger RNA from Fukomys damarensis (Damara mole-rat), 7045 nucleotides. RefSeq names its product fibrillin 3 (gene Fbn3). Lineage: Eukaryota; Metazoa; Chordata; Mammalia; Rodentia; Bathyergidae. Bases 281 to 6535 code for a protein of 2084 amino acids. Gene Ontology annotation, molecular function: calcium ion binding. The transcript is spliced from 46 exons. The record is from RefSeq and is a predicted model, not a curated record.
CAGGGCUGGCAGUGCGGCCUGUGUCCCUCCGCGUCGUAGGGCCGGGGUGCAGCGUGACCCGGGCAGCUGCCAUGGGGAGACCUGUCUGUGCCCGAGGGGCUACACAGCCCACGUGUGUGGGCAGCGUGAGUACCCGGGCCGCCCCAUGUGUCACUGAGGGUGGUGACUGCAGCCACCCUCCGGUCGCCCCGUGUCCCUCUGGGUGACCUGAGAGGGAGGGGGCACACGCGCUGCCGGUGCCUGCGCUCGGGCUGGCCCAGUCGUGUGACCCCCGGGUGGAAUGGCUCGUUCCAACCGUGCUUCCUGUUGCUGCGGGACCCCGGUCACCCGCCGCUGCUUCUCCACAGCUGUCUGUGAUCUUGGCUGCCACCACAGGGGCCGCUGCGUCGGGCCCAACCGCUGCGCCUGUGUGUUCGGCUUCCUGGGGCCUCAGUGCGAGAGAGACUACCGCAUGGGGCCCUGUCUUAGCCAGGUGGGCCCCAAGGGGUGCCAGCACCAGCUGACCAGACUCGUGUGCAGCAAAGCACUCUGCUGUGCCACCGUGGGCCGUGCCUGGGGCCUCCCGUGCGAGCUGUGCCCUCCCCAGCCACACCCCUGCCGCCGUGGCUUCAUCCUCAGUAUCCACACGGGGGCCUGCCAAGACGUGGAUGAGUGCCAGGCCAUCCCAGGCCUGUGCCAGGGGGGCCGCUGCAUCAACACUGUGGGCUCCUUUGAGUGCCGCUGCCCGGCUGGACACCGGCUCAGUGACAGUGGCGCUAAGUGUGAAGAUAUAGACGAGUGCGUCAGUACCCCCAGCCUCUGCUUUGGGGGUGCCUGCAUCAACACCGUCGGGAGCUACAUGUGUACCUGUGCCCAGGGCUUUGCCAGCAGCCUGGAUGGCACCCACUGCCUGGACUUCCGAAUCGGCACCUGCUUCUCGGUCCUAGUCGGGGGUCACUGUGCCGUGGACCUCGCUGGCCACUACACUCGCAGGCAGUGUUGCUGUGACAAAGGGAGGUGCUGGGCGGUUGGCUCGGCCCCGGAGCUGUGUCCUUCCAGGGGCUCUGGUGAAUUCCAGCGGCUGUGUGUCCAGGGGCGGCUGCUGCCAGCUUCCCAGGCGGGGCCUCUCACUCGCUUCCUGGGCUUCCGGUCCAACAGCAGGGGUCGUGCCCUGGGGUCUGCACGACGUGGGGCCUCCCGCCCAGGCCCUGUUAACUCCAACAUGGACAUCAACGAGUGCGCCCUGGACCCCGAGGCCUGCACCAACGGUGUGUGCGCGAACCUUCCCGGCGGCUACCGGUGCGUCUGCAACCUGGGCUACAAAGCAGGCGCCGCGGGCACGGACUGCAACGACAUCGACGAGUGUGUGUCCAACCCGUGCAUGAGCGGUGUGUGCCGGAACCUGGCGGGCUCCUACGCAUGCGAAUGUGGCCCCGGCAGCCAGCUGGGGACCCCUGGAGCCGUGUGCGUAGACAGCACCAAGGGGACCUGCUGGCUGCAGAUCCAGGACGGGCACUGUGAAGUGAAGCUUCAGGGAACCUCUCUGCGGUCUGAGUGCUGCGCCACCCUGGGGGCCGCCUGGGGGAGCCCCUGUGAGCGCUGCGACCUGGACCCCGAGUGUGCACAUGGCUUUGCCCGCGUGAACGUCACCUGCGAAGAUGUGAACGAGUGCGAGGCCUUCCCGGGCAUCUGUCAGAGUGGGCGCUGCACCAACACUGCGGGUUCCUUCCACUGCGAGUGCCCCCCGGGCCUGGUGCUGGACGCCUCGGGCCGGCUGUGUACAGACACCGACGAAUGUCAAGUCCGGAACGGUGGCUGCGCAGUGCGCUGCGUUAACACCGAGGGCAGCUUCCAGUGCGCCUGCGGGCAGGGCUACUCGCUGCUGGCGGACGGGAGGACCUGCAGGGACGUUGACGAGUGUGAAGAGAGCCCGGACCUCUGCGGCCAGGGGCAGUGCGCUAACGUGCCGGGAGGUCAGCGCUGCCUGUGCCACGACGGCUUCACAGCUGCGCUGGACAUGCAGACGUGUGUUGAUGUGAACGAGUGUGUCCUGAACCCCCACAUCUGUCUCCAUGGCAACUGCAAGAACACACAGGGAUCGUUUGUCUGCCACUGCCAGCCGGGCUAUGCCAUCAGGAAGGGGGCCACGGGCUGCUCCGAUGUAGACGAAUGUGAGCUCGGGAGACACAACUGUGACGACCACGCCUCCUGCCUCAACGUCCCCGGGAGUCUCAGCUGCAGGUGCCAGCCAGGCUGGGUAGGGGACGGCUUCAAGUGCCAGGACCUGGAUGAAUGCGCGGCUCAGGGGCAUCGCUGCAGCCCGAGAGCCGACUGCCUCAACGUCCCCGGCUCCUACCGCUGCGCCUGUCGGCAGGGAUUUGCUGGGGAUGGCGUCUCCUGUGAAGACAGAGACGAAUGUGCCGAGGACAUGGCCCUGUGUGAGAACGGGCAGUGCCUCAAUGUCCCUGGCGGGUACCACUGCAAGUGCGAGAUGGGCUUCAGCCCCACGGAAGACCACAGGGGAUGCCUGGAUGUGGACGAGUGCGCCCUGGGGAACCUGUGCGCCUUCGGGAGCUGUGAAAACCUGCCCGGUCUGUUCCGCUGCGCAUGUGCGGAUGGCUACGAGCUGGACCCCGGGGGCGGCAACUGCACUGAUGUGAACGAGUGCGCAGACCCGGUGAACUGUGUGAACGGCCUCUGUGUCAACACCCCGGGCGGCUACCUCUGCAGCUGCCCCCAGGACUUCGAGCUGAACCCCAGCGGGGUGGGCUGCGUGGACACCCGGGCCGGGAACUGUUUCCUGGACAUGCAGGACCGCGGGGAUGGCGGCCUCUCCUGCAGCGGCAAGAUCGGAGUUGGUGUCGCUCGAGCCUCCUGCUGCUGCUCCCUCGGCCGGGCCUGGGGCAGCCCCUGUGAGCGGUGCCCACUGGCCGACUCCACUGAGUACAGAACCCUAUGCCCGGGCGGUGAAGGCUUCUGGCUGAACCCCGUCAGUGUCAUUCUGGAGGACAUCGACGAGUGCCGGGAGCUGCCGGGGCUGUGCCGGGGAGGUGACUGCGUCAACACCUUCGGCAGCUUCCAGUGCGAGUGCCCGGCUGGACACCACCUCAGCCGGGACAGCCGUGUCUGUGAGGAUGUCGACGAAUGCUCUGGGCACGCGGGCAUCUGUGGCCCUGGCACGUGCUACAACACCCUGGGGAGCUACACCUGUGUCUGCCCCGCGGAGUCCCUGCAAGUCAACGGUGGCAACAACUGCAUGGAUGUGAGAAAGAGCCUCUGUUUCCGGCACUAUAACGGCACCUGUGGGGAUAAGCUGGCCUUCAACGUGACCCGGAAGACGUGCUGCUGCGCCUACAACGUCGGCCAGGCCUGGAAUAGACCCUGCGAGGCCUGCCCCGCCCCUGCCAGUCCCCACUACCAGGUCCUGUGUGGGAACCAGGUUCCGGGCUUUAUACUCGACGUCCACACAGGAAAGCCCGCCGACAUUGAUGAGUGUGGGGAGAUCCCGGCCAUCUGCGCCCAUGGUGUCUGCAUCAACCAGAUUGGAAGCUUCCGCUGCGAGUGCCCCUCUGGCUUCGAGUACGACAGCGCUUUCCUGGCUUGCAAAGAUGUGGACGAGUGUGUUGGCCCGGAGAGGCCCUGCCCAAGGAGCAUGGACUGCGUAAACGUCCCAGGCAGCUACCUCUGCCAGUGCACCCGGGGCUUCCGGCUGUCACCUGGUGGGACCUGCGUGGGUCAGAACGAGUGUCGGGAGCUCCCCAGUGUCUGCAGCCACGGCGACUGCAUGGACACAGAGGGCAGCUACAGGUGCCUGUGUCACCGCGGCUUCCGGGCCUCAGCAGAUGGGACCCUGUGCGUGGACCUCGAUGAGUGCGAGAAGCGGCCGUGCCCAAACGGGACCUGCAGGAACGUUGUGGGCUCCUACGCCUGCCUCUGCCCCCUUGGCUUCGCACCAGUGCACGGGACCUGUGUGGACAUGGACAAGUGUCACACCAUGGCAGGGCAGGUGUGCCGAGCGGGACGGUGCCUGAACUCGGCCGGCUCCUUCCACUGCCUCUGCCAGGGCGGCUUCAGGCUCACAGCUGACGGGAAGGACUGUGUGGGUGAGUUACCACUGGACCGGAGCCAUCUCAGCAGCCUCUGCUCCACCUUGACCGGAGACACUGACGAAUGCUUGGAGGAUGCCAACCUCUGCCUCUUUGGCACCUGUACCAACAUUCCCGGGAGCUUCCGGUGCCUCUGCCCACCUGGCUUUGUUCCCUCCGACCAUGGGCACCGUUGCUUUGACACCCGGCAGAGUCUCUGCUUCACUCGCGUUGAGGCUGGGAGGUGCUUGGUGCCCAAAGCUUUCAACACCACCAAGACCAGGUGCUGCUGCAGUCAGAGGCCGGGCGAGGGCUGGGGUGAGCCCUGCGAGCUGUGCCCUCGGGAGGGCAGUGCUGCCUUUCAGGAGCUCUGUCCCUUUGGCCACGGGGCGGUCCCCGGCCCGGGAGACUCUAGAGAAGACGUGAACGAGUGCGCGGAGAACCCAGGCCUCUGCGGCAACGGGCUCUGUGUCAACACCGACGGCUCCUUCCGAUGCGAGUGUCCCCCAGGCUACGGCCUGGACCCCACGGGCGUCAGCUGUGUGGACAUGGACGAGUGCUUGCUGAACCCGCUGCUCUGCGCCUUCCGCUGCCACAACACCGAGGGCUCCUAUGUGUGCACCUGCCCGGCUGGCUACACCCUGCGUGAGGAUGGGGCCAUGUGCCGAGAUGUGGACGAGUGUGAAGAGGGGUCACAGGACUGCCACGCCCACGGCAUGCUGUGCAAGAACCUCAUCGGCACCUUUGCAUGCGUCUGCCCGCCGGGCAUGCGGCCCCAGCCUGGCUCCGGGGACGGCUGUGUAGAUAAGGACGAAUGCCGCGCCCAGCCCAGCGUCUGCAGCCAUGGCCAGUGCGUCAACACUGUGGGCAGCUUCUGGUGUGACUGUCAGGAGGGCUUCCAGCCCGGCCCGACCCUCACCGAGUGCCACGAUGUUCGGAAGGGGCGCUGCUUCUCCGAGGUGCUGCAGGCCGCGUGCCCAUCCCACUGGAGCAGUGGCGAGGCUGUGCCCAGGGCCGUGUGCUGCUGCGGUGGCGGCCGGAGCUGGGGCCCCAGCUGUGAGCUGUGCCCUCUGCCCGGCACCUCUGCCCACAAGAAGCUGUGUCCCCACGGCUCGGGCUACACCACCAAGGGACGAGAUGUGGACGAGUGCCGCGUGCUCGCUCACCUGUGUGCCCACGGCGAGUGCAUCAACAGCAUGGGCUCUUUCCAUUGCCACUGCCAGGCUGGGUAUGCACCGGAUGCCACCACCACCACCUGCCUGGAUGUGGACGAGUGCGCCCAGAACCCGGAGCCAUGUUCCUUCCUCUGCAGAAACACGGAAGGCAGCUUCCUGUGCACCUGCCCCCGGGGUUAUCUGCUGGAGGACGACGGCAGGACCUGCAGAGACCUGGACGAGUGCUCCACGCGGCAGCACAAUUGCCAGUUCCGGUGCAUCAACACCAUCGGUGCCUUCGCCUGCCGCUGUCCCCCAGGCUUCACUCAGCGCCACCAGGCCUGCUUCGACCACAACGAGUGCUCGGCCCAGCCUGGCCUGUGUGGUGCCCAUGGACGCUGCCUCAAUGUCCCAGGCAGCUUCCGCUGUGAGUGCUACCAAGGCUUCACUCUGGACAGCUCAGGCCACGGUUGCGAAGAUGUAGAUGAGUGUGAUGGACCUCAUCGCUGCCGUCGUGGCUGUCAGAACGAGGUGGGGGGCUACCGCUGCAGCUGCCCCCAGGGCUUCACCCAACACUCCCAGUGGUUGCAGUGUGUGGACCAGAAUGAGUGUGCUCUGUCACCCGCGGCCUGCGGCAGUGCCUCCUGCCACAACACCCUCGGUAGCUUCCGCUGCAUCUGCCCCUCUGGCUUUGACUUUGACCCGGUCCUCGGGGGCUGCCAGGACGUGGAUGAGUGCGCUGGGCAGGGCAGCCCCUGCAGCUACAGCUGCGCCAACACCGCGGGCGGCUUUCUGUGUGGCUGCCCCCAAGGCUACUUCCGGGCCGGGCAAGGGCACUGUGUCUCUGCCCUGGCCUUCAGCUCUGGACGCCAGGAGGCCCCAGGUGAGGAGGAGGAGGAGGCACUUUCUCCGGAAGCCUGCUAUGAAUGCAAGAUCAAUGGCCUCACUCCUCAGGACCCGUCCCGGCACAGCACCCAGGGAGGCCACCAGAUGAGCAUGGCCACCCUUGAUGCCGAAGUCCCCCUGACCUUGGUCCUGAACCUGUCACGCCUAAGCCAGGCGGAGCACAUCCUAGAGCUCCGGCCAGCUCUGCAGGGCCUGCAAGGCCUGGUCCGCUACUUCGUCGCUGGAGGCAACCGGCAAAGUUUCUUCUCCAUGCAGCACCAGAAUGGCCUCAGCUUCCUGCAGCUGGGGCGGUGCAGGCCGGGGCCUGGAACGUACCAGCUGGAGGUGGUGAGCGUGGCAGGGGCCGGGGGUGCCCAGCAGGGACCUGAGGGCUGGGCCUUGAGGCUGAAGGUACAAUUGCAGCUCCUCUAGUUGGGAGGGGCCUCAGUGGGUCCCAGCACUCCAGUACCAGCAGAUUCUGGAACCAGUGGGACUGUUCCUCACGGCGAUGGCUGCCCAAGUCAAACGCCAAAACUCAGGAAGCGCGGCAUGCUAUGCUAUGACCUCAGACGAGCCCAGCCUGUGCCCACACCCUCUGUGACAGACCAAGGGACCCCAAUACUCCAUCUUCCCUGGAGACGUCUGGUCAUUGCCGUGUGCCUCCUCUGCCCCUGGGCCAGUGAGGGUCCCUGUGGUCACAGCCUCUGGUCGAUCGCAGACUUAGACUUCUGUACUGCACUGUGGCUCCCGCCCCCAAGCGAGGGCCAGUGGGACAUGGGGACAGGUGGCUGGGGUGGGCAUGGGGCUUGUCCCUCGGGGCAGAAAAGGACUCACCACUGCCUGCUCAUUCCCCUGGGGACUGGGCCGGGGUUCUGGGGACGCUUUUAUAUCUGAAGUGGAGACAGCAAUAAAAAGUUAUUUCAGGUUAAACCUGCCUGUCCU